Messenger RNA from Hansenula anomala, 2604 nucleotides. It is a transcript of the gene FAP1, whose product is annotated as Fap1p. The transcript has a single exon. The record is from RefSeq and is a predicted model, not a curated record. The annotation marks the transcript as partial. Gene Ontology annotation, cellular component: nucleus. Gene Ontology annotation, biological process: negative regulation of transcription by RNA polymerase II. Lineage: Eukaryota; Fungi; Ascomycota; Saccharomycetes; Phaffomycetales; Wickerhamomycetaceae. Gene Ontology annotation, molecular function: RNA polymerase II transcription regulatory region sequence-specific DNA binding; zinc ion binding; DNA-binding transcription factor activity, RNA polymerase II-specific.
GACGAUUCUGAAGAGUCUAGUGAUGAUGAUUCUGAAGAAGAUUACGACCUUGCCACCACAAUUUUCAAUGAAAUCAAAGAUGAAUCCUAUAUUUGUUUGAUUUGUACCUGUGAAGUUGGUCCUAGUAACAAAUUCUGGUCAUGUACUGAUUGUUAUAGAGUUUAUCAUAUCUCAUGUAUUGAUAGCUGGUCCAAGAAAGGUUCUUCAACAGACGCUGAAGGUAACUGGAAGUGUCCAUCAUGUAAUUCGACUCAUAGAAAACAGAAAUUUCAAGAUAAAUGUUGGUGUAAGAAAGUGCUUCACCCUUCCAAGAAUCCAUUACACCCAGGUAGUUGUGGUCAGACUUGUGGUGUCCCACUAGAAGGUUGUAUCCAUAAAUGUUCAUUACCAUGUCAUCCAGGUCCUCAUGCUACUUGUAAUGCCUUGGGUCCAAUUACCAAAUGUCAUUGUGGUAACCACGAAAAUCAAUGGCCAUGCGUUUUAACGCCCUACAUUGAUGGGUGGCACUGUGACGAUGUUUGUGAAGAAACACUUCCAUGUGAAUUGCAUAAAUGUGGCAAAGUCUGCCAUGAUGGAUUGUGUGGAAAAUGUGAACAAUUUGUUGAAUCAACAUGCUAUUGUGGUAAGACAAAAGAUAAUAUCAAAUGCCAUUUAAGACAACCAAAGAAAAGUUUUGGUGAAACCAAGGAGGAUAAUUGGAUUGGUAAUUUCCAAUGUUCUUUAAGCUCUGAAAUUACUUAUGAUUGUGGGUUUCACUCAUGUACUAAACUUUGUGAACCAGCUAGAAGAAAAGCUUUGCAUUGUCCACUAAGCCCAGAUCUAAUUAAAACUUGUCCUUGUGGUCAAACUUCCAUCGAAGAAUUAAAUGAUGGCGCUAAUAGAAACUCAUGUUCAGAUCCAGUCCCAACUUGUUCCAAAAUUUGUGGCAAAACAUUACCAUGUGGUCAUAAAUGUAAAUGGGAAUGUCAUGAAGGUGAAUGCUCCCCAUGUUAUGAGUUUAUUGAUUCAAAAUGUUCUUGUGGGUUCAACAGUUUUAUUGUUCCCUGUAAAUUUUUGCAACAGCAUUCAAGUCCAAGUUGUACAAGAAAAUGUACUUCAUUGUUAUCAUGCCGUCGUCACAGGUGCAACAGAAUCUGUUGUCCAGAUGAACAAGCUGCAAUGACUAGGGAAAGAUUACGGAAGAAGGGGUUAAGAAACAACACCUUACCAACCAGCACCAGAAAUAACAGGUCAGAAGAAACUUUCAACAUUGAAGCAACUCAUAUUUGUUUGCAAAUCUGUAACAGAAAGCUAUCAUGUGGUAACCCAGAUCAUGUUUGUCAUCAGACUUGUCAUACAGGUCCUUGUCCACCUUGUUUAGAAUCUUCAAAUGAUGAUUUAGUUUGUCAUUGUGGUCAAACAGUUGUUAUGGCACCUGUUCGUUGUGGUACACAGUUACCAGAAUGUCAUUCCCAAUGUCAAAGAGAAUUACCUUGUGGUCAUCAACAAAUGCCUCAUAAUUGUCACCCAGAUGAUGUUCCUUGUCAGAAAUGUACCAAAACUGUUGAAAAAUGGUGUAAUUGUGGUAAAAAGAAGGUUAAAGCAAUGUGUUAUCAAGAUGAAGUAUUUUGUGGUGAGAAAUGUGAGAAACUAUUACCUUGUCAACAUCAUUGCAAAGAGAGUUGCCAUAGUGGUGAUUGUGUUUGUCAUUCCAUUUGUGGUAAGAAGAAGAAAUAUUGUAAACAUGUUGAUAGAUCUCCAUGUCAUUACCCUUCAAGAUGUGACGAUUCAGGUAUUUGUAACCAAAUGGUUAGUUUGUCUUGUAAAUGUGGAAGAAUCAAACAGAAAAUUCCUUGUGGUGCUAGUGCUAGUAAACAAAGCUGUGCUGGUACAUUAUUGGAUUGUGAAGUUUCAUGUGUGGUUCAAGAGAGACAAGAACAAUUAUCUCAGGCAUUUGGAUUCCAAAGCAAAUCAUCAGAUGAACCAAAAAUUAAUGUAAAUGAUAUUCCUUACACUCCAAAGACUUUGAAAACCUAUGAAUUACAAAAGAAAUGGUGUUCCAACAUCGAAGAUAUGCUUAAAUCAUUCAUCAAUUCUGAUAAACAAAGUUUCCAUUUCAAGCCAAUGAGAAGAGAACAACGUGAAUUUGUCCAUGAAAUAGCUGAAACAUACAAUUUAUUUUCCGAAUCUCAAGAUCCAGAACCUCAAAGAAGUGUUUUCAUAAUGAAACGUGCACUAUCUCAUAUUCCAGAUCUCUCAUUGAGUAAAUCGUUAGCUGCUUAUGAAAGGCAUUUGAAGGAAUCCACAAAGACUUUAAAGAAACCAGUCUCUAUGAUCACUCCAGAAUUUGCUGACUUUAAUGCAAUUUUAAUUGAAGAUUGUAUACCUGGUGUUACUAGACCAGAUUUAGAGGAGACUAUUUUACCAAUGUUGAAAGAAAAUAGUCUGAUCAAAAACCCAGAACUUGCUUGGAUUGAGAGUGACAAAUAUCUAAUCAUUCCACAAGCUCAUAUGUCAAUUACUAGAACAAUGGAAAAUCAAUUGAAGUUAUUAGUCCCUAAUUUGAGAGCCAUGUUGAGCUUGAAAUUUUUGGCUAAUACUGUGAAAUUGGCUAAGUUGGAUGAU